UUCGGCGAUAGGUAAUUUAGAGCGGCGUGCCGGGCGGGAAUGUAAGAUGGCGGAGUAGCAACGCAAAGCAUUUGCUUUAAGUGGCAGGGUCGACUUCGGUUUCCGUCUCCCCAGCAGCACUGAUUACUGAACGAAGAGCGCCUACUAUAGCUGCCCAAGAUGCCGAAUAUCAAAAUCUUCAGCGGCAGCUCCCACCAGGAUUUAUCCCAGAAGAUUGCUGACCGAUUGGGCCUGGAGCUGGGCAAGGUGGUGACUAAGAAAUUUAGCAACCAGGAGACGUGUGUGGAAAUUGGUGAAAGUGUACGUGGAGAAGAUGUUUACAUUGUUCAGAGUGGUUGUGGUGAAAUCAAUGACAAUCUAAUGGAGCUUUUGAUCAUGAUUAAUGCCUGCAAGAUUGCUUCAGCUAGCCGAGUCACUGCGGUCAUCCCAUGCUUCCCUUAUGCCCGGCAGGAUAAGAAGGAUAAGAGCCGAGCUCCUAUCUCAGCCAAACUUGUUGCAAAUAUGCUGUCAGUAGCAGGUGCAGACCACAUUAUCACCAUGGAUCUACACGCUUCUCAAAUUCAGGGCUUUUUUGAUAUCCCAGUGGACAAUUUGUAUGCAGAGCCAGCUGUCUUGAAGUGGAUUAAAGAAAAUAUCUCUGAGUGGAGGAACUGUACAAUUGUAUCACCUGAUGCUGGUGGAGCCAAGAGAGUUACCUCCAUUGCAGAUAGGUUGAAUGUGGACUUUGCUUUGAUUCACAAGGAACGGAAGAAGGCCAAUGAAGUGGACCGCAUGGUGCUGGUGGGAGAUGUGAAGGAUAGGGUGGCUAUCCUUGUGGAUGACAUGGCUGACACUUGUGGCACAAUUUGCCACGCAGCUGACAAACUUCUCUCAGCUGGAGCUACCAGAGUUUAUGCAAUCUUGACUCAUGGGAUCUUCUCUGGCCCAGCCAUUUCUCGCAUCAACAAUGCAUGCUUUGAAGCAGUAGUAGUUACCAAUACCAUACCUCAGGAGGACAAGAUGAAGCAUUGCUCCAAGAUAGAGGUGAUUGACAUCUCCAUGAUCCUUGCAGAAGCUAUCAGGAGAACUCACAAUGGAGAAUCUGUUUCUUACCUGUUCAGUCAUGUCCCUUUAUAACAGAAUAACUUCUAAAGCUUUUUAAACAUAAAAAUCAACCCAUCCCGUUUUCCUUUGAUAUUCCAUAACAGAUUUGGAAGACCCAGCUUGCUCCAGUGUAGCUUUCCACAUCCUACAUUAGGUACAUUAGAGUUUAUCCUAAAUUGGGAAAAGCCAGAUUGAGACUGACUGCUGGAAUUUCCUACCUGCAUUGUCUCAAUCUGCCUUCCUUGAUUUUGUGAACCUUGCAGCUUUAGCUAGAGCUCAGUUGCUGCAGUAUUUCAAACUUUUUGAGUUUGGUGUUUUUAAGGACAUUUAAAUGUGAUUAUGGAAGCUCAGAUUCCUUUGUGUGUGACUACUUUAAGGUUGUUCUUUGUUCAGAACAACGAGCUACAGAGCCAGCCCAUGUGUGACAAGUUCUCCAAGUUUGUUCCUAAAUUACAAAACCUAUCCCUGUAGUGCAGGAGCCUUUAAGGCAGGAGGAGUAGGCAGCUAGGCUCAAACAACUGUUGGGUGGGAUCGUGAAGGUGGGGAAGAAGAUAAUAUAGUACAGCAAAUGUUUCUUGGGAGGAAGAAGCAUGACCCAUCAUCUGCUUGCCUAUACAGUUUUAUUCUUCUACCUAAUCCUUUGUAUUUGGCUUUAGCUACAUCCAUUGUGACCUUUUCCUAGCCAAAUAAUCCCUUGGGCUCAAAUGACUUGCUUCAUGUUUUGUCAUUAACAUUCACAUUAGGUAAUUUGCUGUAGUUUAAUCUUCCUUAGCCUGCUGCCACCAGGGUAGUAGGUUAUAAGUGGUAUCGUAUAGUGCCUUUUGAUUAAUUUAAGUAUUUAAUUUUCAUCUUCCUUGGAUCCGUUUGGCCUCUCAUGACCUGAAAUUUCUUUUAAAAAGAUUGAUGUUAUUGUCUCUUGUAGAAGAAACUAAUAAAAUACAUGUGCGUGA
Cavia porcellus (domestic guinea pig) is the source of this 2033-nucleotide messenger RNA. RefSeq names its product phosphoribosyl pyrophosphate synthetase 1 (gene Prps1). Gene Ontology annotation, molecular function: magnesium ion binding; ATP binding; ribose phosphate diphosphokinase activity. Gene Ontology annotation, cellular component: cytoplasm; ribose phosphate diphosphokinase complex. Lineage: Eukaryota; Metazoa; Chordata; Mammalia; Rodentia; Caviidae. The record is from RefSeq and is a predicted model, not a curated record. The transcript has 7 exons. Bases 160 to 1116 code for a protein of 318 amino acids. Gene Ontology annotation, biological process: purine nucleotide biosynthetic process; 5-phosphoribose 1-diphosphate biosynthetic process; ribonucleoside monophosphate biosynthetic process.